Messenger RNA from Triticum turgidum subsp. durum (durum wheat), 372 nucleotides. The record is from the annotation of a GenBank genome assembly. Lineage: Eukaryota; Viridiplantae; Streptophyta; Magnoliopsida; Poales; Poaceae.
AUGCACAGCUGCACGGCUAUGACAUCCCGGCCAAAACCAAUGUCAUGGUCAACACGUGGGCCAUCGCCCAUCGGGAGGGAUAAAGAUUCAUGGGAGAACGCCGAGGAGUUCCGGCCAGAAAGGUUCCUGGGCGGAACCAUCGACUACAAUGGAAACGACCCCCGGUUCCUACCGUUCGGCGCAGGGAGGAGGGGGUGUCCCGGUAUGGCCUUUGGGACGCGCCUCACGGAGCUCACGCUGGCCAACAUGAUGUACCAUUUCGACUGGGAGCUGCCGGGUUGCCAGGAUCCGGACUCGUUUGAGCUUGUUGAGGCAAGCUGGGUGUCGCCAGGCCUUAAGUCUGCCUUGAUCCUUGCCGUAAAACCUCUGUAA